Molecule: messenger RNA, 5299 nt
Organism: Dermacentor andersoni
Lineage: Eukaryota; Metazoa; Arthropoda; Arachnida; Ixodida; Ixodidae
Source: RefSeq, a predicted model, not a curated record
GAAGUGCGGCCAGAAUGAUACGCAGAGCGAUAUGGUGAUACAAUAGGUACGAUGUACUCCAGGGUAUGUGGAAAUGUGUAAUGGUUCCAGGACUUACACUUCGAAAUGCGGUCGUUUGGUUGAAAUCAGGGGUACGAUCAGGACUCGAUGGCAACCAAAGGUCAGUGGGACGUCUCGCAUUGGGCGCUCACGGGAAGACUACAAAUGAAGCUGUGCAGGGUGAUAUGGGCUGGACAAGUUUUGAAGUGAGGGAAGCUCACAGAUUAUGAAGAACGACUGAGGAAUAUGGCAGAAAGUAAAUGGGCUAGGAGAGUGUUGAGGUAUUUGUACAGGAAAAACAUUGAUUCAUAGUGGAGGACAAGAACUAGGAAGCUUACCAGCAUUUAUGCGGCCCGUUGGGUGAGCAACACAACAACAAAGAACGUCAAGCGGAAAGUCAGUGAGGGUGAAAUAAUCUCAUGGGUGGCGGCAAUUGAAAAGAAACCUGCCAUGAGUAACUACUUAAGAGGAAAAAACGAAAUCAGAAAAAAAAAAAACAAUUUAUAAUAACUCAAAGCGAAGCUCAUUACUUUUCGAAGCGAGAUCGGGAUGCCUUAGAACACGCACAAAGCGAGAUAUAAGAAGGAACAAGCAUGUGCUUGCUGCGGUGAAGGUAGGGAAAUAAUAGAGUAUGUCCUAUUAGACUGUGAAAACAUCUGCCCAGCGGUCGAUUUAGGCACCGCUGGCCCAUGGCUGGCCUCCAGUGGCCUCUUUGAAACCCUUGGGUGCAGCGAGUGCAGGGGGAAAGUAAAAAAAAAAAAGCGAUUGGAAGAUUGGUGGUAGUAGGUAAACGACAAAAAAAUGGAGACUUUGGAGAGAAAUGGAGAAAAAAUGGAAAACUUAAUUAUGGGAAUCUAUCGUUGCUUCUUUUCUUCUUUUUUUUAACCUAGGUAGGACAAUAGAGAGUAUAAUAGCAAGAACUUCGUGGCGCAACCCACCGUGUCGCUCCAAAGAAAAUGAUCAUAACAUCCAUCCAUUUAUCCUUACCUCAUCUAGAGCCAUCUAGCGACGCAAAUGCGAAUAAAAAUAAGUGGGCCGUCUACGACGAUCGGCUGAUCGGCCACUCAGUUAGGCUGUCGGUUUGUACGUUGUUGGCUGUUUUAGCCUAUUUGCUUAGGAAAUAUUUGGCAAAUAUGCGAUAGUGUAAAAAUUGGCAAGUCACUGUUUCGUAUAAUUUUUCUUAAUCGUCUGUCGCCUGCAGAAGGGAUGCUACUAGUGGACGUGAGCUGUCUACUGAAAGGGUACAGUUCUUAAUGAAUAAUUUCGAGCUGAAGUACACUGUUCCAUGCCUUGAUGGGCACAUGUUACUCAAGUAAGAGCAAGUCAGCCUCACAGCCGUACUCCUCUGCUCCCAUGUCGGCAUCCUCUUCUCAGGAUAGUGCGCUACGUCUACCACGAGCCACUCCUUACACAAGGGGAACCGUCGCACCAAUAGAUACAUCGGAGGUGAACUUCAGACGUUGUAUUCCUCCCCCUACUAAAUACCGUGCCAACCCUUCUCAAUCUGGAAAUCUGCAAGGCAAAGCCAAUGUCACAGUGACAACAGACUUUGCAGACAGGAGCAGGAGAGCUGUGACUGACAAUGCUGAUGUGAACAACCCUAGCUUCAAUAACAACUUUGAGGAUGGAAGCUCAUCCCAAGAUUUCACUAGCUUUAAAAAGGAUGUUGUCGAUACUGGUGCAUAUAAUGUAACGGACAGCUGCUCAUUACGGGUUAAAACAGAGGGGGCCAAGGUGUCUUCCGAGAACUCGGAACAGAUGCGCAUUCAGUAUGGCGCCACCAAAAUCCCAACCAAGAUUACAGCACACCUGAGUGGGCUCCCCAAGCCUCAGGUUGCUGUUGUGACAACCAGAGUUCCACCUGUGCCGCAGAGGGCUACAAGUGAGAAGUUACAUGCAGCAGCUCGAAUGUCCAACCAACCAGUGGGAGAGGCUGCUGCUGCAGAAAAGCGGACUGGUUGCCAGCACCGGGUGUCGCCGGAUAAGGAAAGCAUUUCAGACAGGAGCCACAGCGGAGACAGCGGUAGCACCGACUACGACUCUGGUCUGGGCCACUCUCUGAGUGACCCACCUGCUGGCAGUGAGAAUGGCGGGAAGGCUCAGAGCAGCAGCACGACGCUACAAGUGGAGUCGUCGCCUGUUCUAAAGGAGGCCGUGGGUGUAGGAAAAGAGUUCGACUCGGCUGUACUGCCCACAACGCUCCCUGUUGGAGCACAACUGACUACAGUUGAUGGGACUGCCUCCAAGAUGGGUGUGUAUGACCAGCCGGACUCCUACGCGGCAUACCGGGGAAUCCUGUCUUAUCGGCGCAUCACUCCAAUAAAGAAGUAUUCAGAGACUCCUCAGUGGAAGCGGCCUGUUGAACCAAAGAUCACAAAAGGCUUCAGCAGCCCCACUCGGGCUGUCAUCGCCAAGGGAAUACUGACCAAGGGAGCCAAGGCAGCAAAGGAUUGCUCACCAGAGCAGAAGAGAGAGGGGGUUGCAAAAGGACCAUCAAUGCUGUCAGCUCCACUCAGCCCCCCAAACAAGGAAGAGAAGAGUGGUGGGUUUCUCAGCCCCACAUCAGAUGGCUUCCUAAUCGAUGAUGACAUCUCUGAUCAGCCUGGUCUGAUCGCUCUCGAGCGGUCUAGAGGAAGAGGGGCACCAUCAGUCAAGAAGUCCAUCUUUGAACUGCAUGCUCUACAGUCAUUCAGUGGGCGACAGACUAAAGUUGACCGAACAUUGGAUGACCUCCAUCCCUUAUGUUCUGAUGCUGGAUCGUCUUGUUCAAGCCUGGGUUCCGAUGACCUUAUGCUGGACUUUGAAACUCCAUGCAAGGAUUCGCCAGAAAUUGCAUCCAGUCCUGCUGUUAAAUAUGCUGGAACACAACUGAGAAGGGUGGCACGCCCAUCUGUUGCUUCACAAGCAGAAAAGAGGAACUCGUGGGACAGUAAUCACUCAGAUGAAGGGGCCGCCUUGCGUCGAGCUUCUGACUCACUUGCAUCUCGGUGGCCUCUGAAAACGCCAUCCAGUACUACAGCAGCUGAAGCACGUCCGCGCACUGUCAGCUUGCCACUGCGUCCUCCUCGUCAGGUGGUGAUGCAAGAGUGUGAUGAUGGUGGUGUGAAGUUAGACUCGUCUUCAUACCGGUCAGUGUGCCAGGACCUCAAUGGACUCAAGACUAUGCUCCUCAAGCUACGCCGCAUACUACAGGAUGCUGAGACGCUAAAUCCCUUUGAACUCCCAAACACUAAGCAAAUGGUCAGCAUAAUGUGCCCAGCAAAAACGGCAAAGAUGAAGAUGAUGAAGACAAACAUCCCACGCCAGCUGGAGAACUGUUCCUUCGUGUCUGGGAUUUUGUGUCUGGCUGCUGUUGUGCUGCUUACUCUUGCCUUGGCGCGUAACAAACUGGUGGAGGUGCGGGGUGGUUGGAGCUGCCAUUUUCGCUGGGAGCAGUCCAAACUUUGGGGCUUGUCCACGGAUCCUUCUGCUGGCGUGGUGUACAGGCGUAAACACUGGUAUGGGGCUGGAGCUCCUGCUGCUCGGAGGGAUUGAUGCAUGGAUUAGAUUACCCUGCACCUCCACCAGUUUGUCACGCACCAAAGCAAGGGUAAGCAGCAGAACUUAACUGGUGACUAGCAUGACUAAUAUGUUUUGUAAACAAAGUAUAGUUGACUAUUAAAGAGUCCUUGCAACAGCCCUCAUUGCCAUUUUUCCUGCAUCUUGGUCCUUUAUGAUACCUUAUUGUCCUUAUGACAUUUUUAUGUGUGGUAUUUCAUAUUAAAUGUGAAACUUAUUAACAGUGGGUUUGUUUUAAGGUUCAGCGGAGCAUAUUCAUUAGCUGAAUAGUGUAAGGAAAAUGUUUUAAAAAGCUCCAGACUCCAGUGAUUUUUGAUUUUGCCUAUCUGAGUUAUGGUAAAUUGUAGUCAUGUGUCUUUGGCUGUUCAAUAAAUUUAUACUUCCACGUGAUGUUGUGAAGACUCCCCCACACCAGUGCUGCCUCAACAAAUGUCUGUAAAACGCCGAGCGACCCCCCACAAUCUGAAAAAAUAUCCAGUGUGCACGCGAUAGCAGAUGCACAAUGGCUGCAGCACCAUCCUUCGGCAAGUAGGACAGGCAAGAUGACAUGUCUAGUUAGCAAGCCCUAUGCAAGUUAUCCUUGUGUCAUUGUGUUGUCACUGUUCGCCUUUACUAUCUUUUACUGUGUUUGCCUUUACUCCUGCAUAUUUGUUGCACACUUGCUCCAUGAACCCAUGAAUCUCACAGACAGCAUGUGCAUACUUGUCAAGUUUUACAAUUUUACCACAGAAUGCCUGAUUUUUUAGCCUAAUUGUUGUAAUCAACCCUAUAAUAUUCAUUUUUUAUGUUUGUCCAUGUAUGGAAAAAACUUAUAUCGAAAGAAUGCAAAUCUCACAUAUUUUGCCAAAGCAACAAUGUGGAGCAAGCGUCUGUAAAGUUCAAUCUGUGUCAGGAAAAUCGGUUGGUGAUUGUUGUUAGCCUCAUAGUAACCAAUGGCUACAUAUUUUUGCAUUGGCAUCAUCAGCUUCUCCUUUUUCCACUCCAUGGGUCCUGCCAAGUGCAUUCUUGCUGUGUUAAGAGAUGCAGUUUCCAAAAAGCACCUUCAACUGUAUACUGUUCCUUGUCAAUUUGCAGAUUUCAUGUGACUUGAAAGGUCCUGCAAUGAGGAAAAUUGCAUUAACAUGUGUAGUUCAUUGACGUUAAUAUUUUUACUCUGGUUAGUACAACCUCUUGGCACAUCUGAACACAUGGAACAAAAGGACAGGGACAGUGUUUUCAAGAGCAACAAAAAACUUUGUGCAUAUCUUUGUUCACCUGUGGUGCAGACUAUUCUAGAUGUAAUUACGGGGAGCAUGUGACAUUUAAAGGGGCUGCGACCGUAGGCAGAAAGUUUUCAUUUUUCCUGGGGGGGAGGCUGGGAGGCCCGACCAGCUUUCCGAACUCCACACACGCAUACACUCACGCACACACCUCAGCCUUAGUCUUUUUGCACCACCAAGCAUCUGGCAUCUCUCGGAGGUGUAAUCUUCCUUCGUUGAAUUGUCGUAAACUUCGCUAUCACUAAUGCUGCUUCGCCUUUCCGGAGAAACUGCACCCUCUCUCUUUCUAUCUCUGUUUUUUUGUUUUACUGCGAGCCCGAGCAUAAGCCCUGCUGUGCAUGACUGCUGUCGAUUUUGAUCUUGAGUGAAUCCUGCUUGGCCUUAUUUCGGUUAUUGAGUGAAUUGUACAAGGUGGCCCAACUAUCAUGCACCAAGUCUUUAAA